GAUAAGCUGAUUCAACUUAAUUUUAAAAGCUCAGCUUCAUAAUUUACAACAAACCUCACAUAUUCACCUAAGUUUUGAUCUCUCUAGUUUCGUUUUCUUAGCACAUAUGGCAGCUCAAACUCACAGAGAGCAAGAAGAAACUCUUAUGAUCCAAACAAGUGCUCUCACCAUUGAACACCAGGAAAAGAAAAUCUCUCCAGAACAGAAAGAAGAAAAAGAAGACCCCUACAACAAGGAUUCUCUUCCGCCGCUAGAUGAAGUGGAAGCAAUUAUCAAAUACAAAUUUAAGAAUGAACACUUAUUAGAAGAUGCUUUUACGCACAAAACUUGCGGUGCAGAUAACGGAUCAUCAUAUAAGCGGUUAGAAUAUUUAGGUGAUGCUGUUCUUAACUUGUUGAUUGUGAAGGAACAAUUUUUCUCUUAUCCAAAUUUGGAACCGGGAGUUUUGACUCAAUUAAAAUCAAAGAAUGUUGACACGGAAAAACUCGCACGUGUGGCCAUUAAACAUGGCUUAGAGCGGUAUCUGAGACACAAACGAUCCGAUCUUGAAGAUGAAAUUCAAAGAUUCAUAGAAAGAGUCAACGACUAUUACUUACAUUCCAAUGGGCAGCUCUACGCACCUAAGGCUCUAGCAGAUGUUGUUGAAUCAACCAUCGGUGCUAUUUUUAUUGAUUCAGAUUCAUCUCUUGACGUUGUGUGGAAGGUUGUGAGAAAUUUGCUUGAACCUAUAAUCGAGCCAGAUUCUGUUAAAAAAAAUCCUGUCUCACAACUUAUUGAAGUUUGUCACAAGAAAAAUUUCAAAUUAGAAUUCGUAGACUUGUGGGAAAAAUCUAGUAGCAUUGAAGUCUUUAUAAAUGAGGAAUUUGUUGGAAGUGGCACUAAUGACUCUAAGAAAGACAUUGCACGUUAUAGAGCUGCUAAAAAUGCUUUGGAUAAUAUAGAUAGGGGGUUAAAUAUAAGCACAUCUACGAUGGAAAAUGCUAUUGAAGAUUGAUAUUUAUGGUUGUGGUCGAUUUGGUUGUCUUUUUUUUUGUGUUAAUAAGUAGAUGAUUUUGUGUAUCAAACAUAAA
Molecule: messenger RNA, 1070 nt
Organism: Lathyrus oleraceus (garden pea)
Lineage: Eukaryota; Viridiplantae; Streptophyta; Magnoliopsida; Fabales; Fabaceae
Product: ribonuclease 3-like protein 3
Exons: 3
Coding region: 107-994 (295 amino acids)
Biological process (GO): siRNA processing
Cellular component (GO): nucleus; cytoplasm
Molecular function (GO): ribonuclease III activity; RNA binding
Source: RefSeq, a predicted model, not a curated record